AAAACCAUGGCUCAACCGAUGGCACAUACAGAAGAAGUAGCUACACCUCAAGAUCAAAAACACACCAAAGUCAAUAUUCGGAACAAUUCCAAACACGAAUUAUCCCUGGCAAGCAGAAAGGUUUGGGAAGGAGAUCAAGAUACUCCUUUCCCCGGAAAAAUCUUGGACGGAGAUGUUUCUGAGUUUACUCACAGUGCAGGGCUUGAGGAGCUUAAGGAGGGUUCAGUUGCUGGUCUUGCAUACAAAAUUCUUGACGAUGGCGAAACGUGGGUCGUUACCUGGAGCAACCCUAGAGGUCAAGACAGCCAGGUGUACAAUGAUAUCGUGGAUGGGGGAAUUGAUUGGGAUCAAAUAAAAAAGGAGCUUGAUAACAGAGGGGGUCCGAGUCAUGAAGUUGUUAGGUUUGGAUACAGAGCAAGAAUUGUAGUUGAUUCUAUAAAGGCACUCUCACCAACCGUGACUGCAUACGUUGAGCCUUGGCCCUGAUCACAUGGCAGCCUCAUCAUACUAUGUGGCUGUCAAAACUUCAAUAAUAAUAAUAAUGCAAUGCCUGCCUGCAUUACUACUACU
This is a messenger RNA of Hibiscus syriacus, 570 nucleotides long. RefSeq lists its product as uncharacterized. The record is from RefSeq and is a predicted model, not a curated record. NCBI's taxonomy places the organism in Eukaryota, Viridiplantae, Streptophyta, Magnoliopsida, Malvales, Malvaceae. The transcript is spliced from 2 exons. The coding region runs from base 7 to 486 and encodes 159 amino acids.